This is a messenger RNA of Elaeis guineensis (African oil palm), 3080 nucleotides long. RefSeq names its product origin of replication complex subunit 5. The record is from RefSeq and is a predicted model, not a curated record. NCBI's taxonomy places the organism in Eukaryota, Viridiplantae, Streptophyta, Magnoliopsida, Arecales, Arecaceae. Gene Ontology annotation, cellular component: nuclear origin of replication recognition complex; nucleus. Gene Ontology annotation, biological process: DNA replication initiation; DNA replication. Gene Ontology annotation, molecular function: DNA replication origin binding.
CACGUGCAAAUCAUACGCCCCUUCCGCCCCGGCAUUUUCUCUCUCUUUUCCAGCGUCCGUAUUCCCAAACCAAGCGAAACCUAGGGUUUCUUGAAUGCGAACUCGAGCGGCCACAAUCAAUCGGCAGAGCCAGCAGCAGCGAAGGCAGGGAGCAAGGUUUCGGCGCGAGAAAACGGAAGAUAGAGAUGGGCACGGAAGGGGCCACUCCGGAAAGAAGAACAACCAGGUCCUCCUCCUCCCUCUCCAAACCCUCACUCGAUGCCCCAAAACCCCCUCUCUCUACUCGCCCAUCCCUACCCAAUGAUCUCCUAUUCUCCGACGAACCCCUCUCCAUCGACACCCUCCUCUCGAAUUUUCCCGGCAGAGGGGCACAAGUCCUCGAAAUCUUGCGCCUGAUCGGGCCCCCGAAUUCCCCCAUGCUCCCUCUCCUCUUACAUGGCGGCGUUUCCACCGGCAAGACCAGCGUCAUCCUCCAAAUACUCCACCAUAUAAACCGCCCCUUUGUCUACACCAGCUGCUGCUCCUGCCAUUCCCCCCGAAUCCUCUUCGAGUCCGUUCUCAACCAGUUGUUCCUCCAUAGAAAGAAUCCCAGCAAUGGAUAUUUGAGCGCUCGGCGCUGUGAGAGGGCCUCCGACUUCAUCAACCUGCUUCGAGAUGCGCUAUCUCAGGUGACAGGAUCUCCUAGAGGUAAAAAGAGUAAGUUGGAUGGCAACGGGGAGAUGAUUUAUUUGAUUUUCGAUAAUGUGGAGCUUAUUCGGUCGUGGAACAAGAGCUCGGAUAUUCUUGCUUUGCUGUUUAGACUGUUUGAUAUAUUGAAUAUUCCUGAAGUGGGUUUGAUUUAUAUCAGUAAUGCAGCACCUGAUGCUUAUUACUCUAUGGCGGGUUCUGUUGAGCCUGUAGGUGUGUACUUUCCUGAUUAUACUGUGGAUGAUCUUUUUAAUAUUUUUAUGUUGAGAAGCCCAGCCAAUCGGAAACUCUAUUCCUCUUUUCUCAGUGUCGUUUUGAAGCCCUUCUUUAGAGUUACGAGACGGAUUGAUGAGUUAGCGACUGCAUUUGAUCCUCUAUUUCAGAAAUAUUGUGAGCCUUUAGCUGAUUUGAAUCUGGUUCCUGAUGAGAGCAUGAAGAGAAGGUUGUUUGUUCGUCUUCAGCCACACCUGUCAGCUUCAUUAAAUGAGACAUUCAGAGUUCCUUCUGAGUGUUCUUUUGAAGCUAAUAAGGAGGGAACUUGUAGUAAGAAGGGGAAUAUAAGGAAAUUAAGUGGAAGGGAGACUUCUAAUGAAUUGGAUUUUCAUAUGUCUGUAUCUGCAAAAUAUCUUCUGAUCUCUGCAUUUCUUGCUUCAAGAAACCCUGCUACUCUUGAUGCAGCCUUGUUCGACUCAACUGGAGGCUCUAAUAAUCGUAAGCAAAAGAAGAAGAGCUCUCAGGCAAUUAUGGAUCAGAAAGAUGAAAUGGCUGAAGAAAUGCUUUUGAAGGGACCUGGGAGCUUCCCCUUGGAAAGGUUGUUAGCUAUAUUUCAAUGCAUCACAUCAGUUGGUGAAGGUACACUGGAGGAAGAACAACUUGAAGAUGGGAUGGUGAUUGAAAGUGGGAAUGUUGGGCUGAUGUCUGAUGUUCUAUUGCAGCUAUCUACUCUCUGCAAUGCUAAUUUUAUAUGCAAAAGUGGAAGCUGCCCCUUGGAAGGCUCGACUAGAUACCGUUCUACUGUUGAUGAGGAUAUGGCUUUGAAGGUUGCAAGGAGCAUAAACUUUCCCCUGUCAAAAUAUAUGUAUAGAAGGUAGUCUUGAAUACUAGUGGUUCUUAGCAACAAGUGGCAACUUUGAGUGUUGUAUUAUAUCCUGGAGAGUAUAUCGGAUAACCUGAUUAGGUAGAACUUGCAUAGAUAACCAUGUCAACAGAGCUCUAGAUAUGCUGACUUCCAGUCUGUUUGAGAUGGACAAUGCUCACAAGGCAGGCUGAGAUAGCAAUGGGGAAAGUCUGAACCUGAAACAGCUGGGGGAAUAUGAUAUUUAAUCCUGAUAUAGGUCUAAGGCCCAAAAGAUACUCUAUGACUAAACUUAUAACAGUUGCAUAUUGCUGAUUAUGGCUGCUGCUGCCAUCAUAGUGGAUGAAAGGAAUAAAGAGAUCUUUAUUUUGUCGUGGUGGUGGUGGUGGUGGUGGUGGUGGUGUAUUUUAUCUUUGCAGAUGUUUGUAGUUGCUCAGAUAAUUCAAAAUAGCAAUAGAAACCUAAGGUGGAGAUUUCACUGGCCCACAUUUAUUUUUUAAAUAAUAUAGGCGUGCAGUUAUUUUCUUAAUCAAAGCUCGAUCGGAUGUUUCUUUUUUUAUUUUUUUAUUUUUUCUCAAUUAACAUCAUCACUUCUCUGAGUCUAUUGCUUUACUGGCUUAUAUACUUCAGCUUUAGUGAGCUUUCAGUUUACUUAUAGAAUUAAUCUUCAUUGUUCCUCAUGCAAUAAGAUGUUACAUAAUGUUGGGUCAAGUUGGGUUCAUGUGAUUGUGUGGGUGGAUAUACAUUUUUUCCUUUUUUGAAAUAUAACACUGGCAUGUGUACUUACAUGCAUGAGUGUGUUGUUUAUGUAUGUUUAAAUGAAAACUUGAUAUGAUUUUUGUUAGAAUUCCAUUUAUUGUAGAAUUCCAGUCCAUAUUGUGUAUCCAAUCUUUAUAUUCUUCUUUUUCUUCUUAUUCUUAUUCUGCCUUGGCACUAGACAGGUGCAUAGGCAGGUUCGGGAUGUCUUUGUUGCAGCUCUAAUUACCUAGGAUGUCAGCAGAGCACCUACAAUGUUGGAGUGCCAAUAUGUCUUAGCAAGCACAUAAAUUAUCUAGCAUGUUCUCUGUUUUAUAUUGAAAUUUAUUUCGAAUUGUCAAUGAAGUUGCUAGCAUUAGUUUUUAAAAGGAAAGUUGCCCAGUAUGCUACAGUAGACUCUAAUACACAUCAAGUGAGUUGGCAUAGAAAGGAUCUAUUUUCUUCAGCUAGGAUCUGGGAAGAUUUUAUGGCUUCUAUCUUUAGUAUGUUUUCUGCCAAUGGAGUUUUUAUUUGAACUGCAUACUUUGUAAUGCAAGAUUCUAAUAAAUUACUCUUCUUUUAA